UUUCGGGCUCGGAAUUCUUUUCCCUGGAGACCUGUCGAGCUUUUCUUUCCAGUCAGGAAUGAAGGAAGGCUCAUGAAGCAGACUGUGGAAUGACUCUGUAACUCUUGCUAAACCUGUCCUAGGAUCUAGGAAGUGCUUCCUUUGCUGAGAUGGGCCUUUACACACGUGCCAUGCAUUUUCCUUCAGCUUAGUAUAUCGAGCCCGUAUGUUGCAAGGAGUACGGUAUAUCUCUCUAGAUAUACGACUUAAAAUUGGCAUAGGAAGACUAAUUUUUACAAUGUUAUGUGAAGUUUGGAUGUACUUCCGCGGGUGACUUGCCCAAAUCAUCCGGAUUCCAUUUUAGUGGAGGAUUACAGAGCUGGUGAUAUGAUUUGUUCUGAGUGUGGGCUAGUAGUAGGUGACCGGGUCAUAGAUGUAGGGUCAGAGUGGAGAACUUUCAGCAAUGACAAAGCAACAAAAGAUCCAUCUCGAGUUGGGGAUACCCAGAAUCCUCUGUUGAGUGAUGGCGACUUGAGUACAAUGAUUGGCAAGGGCACAGGUGCAGCAAGUUUCGAUGAAUUUGGGAAUUCAAAGUACCAAAAUCGCAGAACUAUGAGCAGCUCUGAUCGUGCGAUGAUGAAUGCUUUUAAAGAAAUUACGAACAUGGCAGACAGAAUCAACCUCCCUAGAAAUAUAGUUGAUCGAACAAAUAAUUUAUUCAAGCAAGUGUAUGAGCAAAAGAGCCUGAAGGGAAGGAGUAAUGAUGCCAUUGCUUCUGCUUGUCUCUACAUAGCCUGUAGGCAAGAGGGCGUUCCAAGAACAUUUAAAGAAAUAUGUGCAGUGUCCAGGAUUUCAAAGAAGGAGAUAGGUCGGUGUUUUAAACUUAUUUUGAAAGCUCUUGAAACCAGUGUUGAUUUGAUUACAACUGGAGACUUCAUGUCACGAUUCUGUUCCAAUCUGGGGCUUCCCAAACAAGUACAAAUGGCAGCAACGCACAUUGCCCGUAAAGCUGUGGAAUUAGAUUUGGUUCCUGGGAGAAGCCCUAUCUCUGUAGCAGCUGCAGCUAUUUACAUGGCAUCACAAGCUUCUUCAGAGAAAAGGACACAAAAAGAAAUUGGUGAUAUUGCUGGUGUGGCUGAUGUUACAAUUAGACAGUCAUACAGGCUGAUCUAUCCUCGAGCUCCAGAUCUCUUCCCAGCAGACUUCAAAUUUGAUACCCCAGUAGACAAACUACCACAGCUGUGAAAUUGCAGAGGGUUAAUUUCUAUUAAAAAAAACCCCAAACCCAACAAACUCUUUAUUUUUGCCUAUAAUAAAGGAUGUAUAAAGUGUUAA
Pseudopipra pipra is the source of this 1314-nucleotide messenger RNA. RefSeq names its product general transcription factor IIB (gene GTF2B). NCBI's taxonomy places the organism in Eukaryota, Metazoa, Chordata, Aves, Passeriformes, Pipridae. Gene Ontology annotation, molecular function: RNA polymerase II core promoter sequence-specific DNA binding; TBP-class protein binding; RNA polymerase II general transcription initiation factor activity. The transcript has 7 exons. Gene Ontology annotation, biological process: protein acetylation; RNA polymerase II preinitiation complex assembly; transcription initiation at RNA polymerase II promoter. Bases 367 to 1224 code for a protein of 285 amino acids. The record is from RefSeq and is a predicted model, not a curated record. Gene Ontology annotation, cellular component: nucleus; transcription preinitiation complex.